GAGCCAGCAGCAGCUGCGGCAGCCAGAGCCAGCAGACAGCAGUCAGCUGCUGACGAGUGUGCGGUGAGGAUGUGUGACAUCAGGAUUUAACCAUUCCCGUCCACCUAUGUUGGCCUGUCUCACCCUCCUGCCUCUAAUGUGCUCUGAGUGCUUGGAGUGGCAAUGGCAACCAUCAGGGGAGGCGUCAAGGACCGCAUCAUCCAUGAGAUCGGGCGGGCCAUCAAGCAGGCUCAGCUGGAAUGGUGCGGCGUUGGGUGCGUGAGGGCCUGCACUGGCCGGUGGCUGGUGCUGAGCCUGGACGCUGCCCUUCUACAUGGCCUGCGCUCCCUCGGCCGCGGCUACUGGCCUGUGGUGGCAACCCUGCUGGACCGGCCCUCCCUCAACACCAUCAUGUCCCUCCCCUAUGCCACCAAGCCACUCACAAGGGGUCGCUCAUGGGUGUGUCUGUGCCUCAAUGAAGGGCAGCUGGAGAACUACCUGCAUGUGCUCAUAUCCCAUCCGGGGCUGUUGGCUACCCACUAUGAGGCCCAUGGCUUGCUGCGGGACCCCCACCGUGCCCACCUCCUGCUCAUGCUGGCGGCUGGCCUUGAACACCUCAAGUUUGCCAUUCCCAUGGAUGUGCCUGGGUGGAUGCAGGCAGAGGGGAGUCUUGGCAGCUCCUCUGGGACGAGCAUGAACUCCAUGAGUCUCUCCCUGACCAGCAUGAGCUCUUCCCUUCCCUCCCCUUCUGUACAGGACUGCCUGGACCUGGACACUACCUGCUCCGAGGCACUGGAAGAGAACUGGAAAACGUCAGCUGACUGGGCCGCGGCACAGCAGAAAUACCUCCAGACUAAUCCACCCAAGUCCUCCUCACAGUCGCCGAGCAGAGUUACGUCAGGCAGCGCCCUGCUCCGCCAAAAUUGUUCCCUUGUAAUAGCCACUUUAGCCAUCACCACCAAGAUGUCAAGAAGGAAGAGACAGAGCAGGUCAUCCUCCCAAAACUCCUCAGGUGGCACCACACCCAUUACCAUCAUACCUGUCAGUGCAGGGAGGAAGGUGGGACAGCUCCAUGAGGACACCACAGGCACUGCUAACACUCUGCUGGGUGACAGUACUGAGGCGCCUUCGUCUGCUGGGAAAAACUGUGAUAAUCGUUGUAAGGAAGAUACCAGUGUGGCAAGGAACAAAGGUACCUCAAAGUGUCAUUCUAGACUUGCGACAGAUAAUGCACAGAGACAAGGACCUGGAGAAAAGACAGUGCUCAUUAAUAAUACUCAGCCAAGUGGAGUUGAGACAGAAAAGGUUGAAUAUAAUAAAGGUGAAGGACCAGAGAAGGAUGGCACUAGGAUGGAGCCAAAGGUUGUUCUACGGCAGAAUGUAUCCUCUAAGAACAGUGAAAAACGAGUCUCCUUCACUGACACCACUGAGGCUGAGAUGAACAACAAAACUAUGCACAAGCGCCUCAGCCUGUGCAGUGGAUCUGUGAGUGGCAUGGAAAUACGGGACUUGGGUGACCUGAAGGAGCUCCUGUCCAGCCUUAAAGUGCAGGGACUGCUGCCCAUCACUCUUUCCCUGGAUGAGCUCUUCAGUUCCUUCGACCAGGCAAGUCACUCUGCUCAGUGUUAGGUUGAUGGCAGUCUC
This is a messenger RNA of Eriocheir sinensis (Chinese mitten crab), 1623 nucleotides long. Its product is annotated as pleckstrin homology domain-containing family M member 2-like. Bases 163 to 1608 code for a protein of 481 amino acids. The record is from RefSeq and is a predicted model, not a curated record. Gene Ontology annotation, biological process: lysosome localization; Golgi organization; positive regulation of membrane tubulation. Gene Ontology annotation, cellular component: endosome membrane. The transcript has 7 exons. Lineage: Eukaryota; Metazoa; Arthropoda; Malacostraca; Decapoda; Varunidae. Gene Ontology annotation, molecular function: kinesin binding.